Eublepharis macularius is the source of this 5322-nucleotide messenger RNA. It is a transcript of the gene TOGARAM1, whose product is annotated as TOG array regulator of axonemal microtubules 1. Gene Ontology annotation, cellular component: cilium; cytoplasmic microtubule. Lineage: Eukaryota; Metazoa; Chordata; Lepidosauria; Squamata; Eublepharidae. The transcript has 23 exons. Gene Ontology annotation, biological process: microtubule cytoskeleton organization. The coding region runs from base 1 to 4413 and encodes 1470 amino acids. The record is from RefSeq and is a predicted model, not a curated record. Gene Ontology annotation, molecular function: microtubule binding.
AUGUCCGAGGAGGACUACAGCUCCCGGCGUGCCCUGCCCCUCCGUCGCGCCGGCGCAGGGCGGCGUGCGUGCGCCGAGGCGGAGGCGGAGGGCGCGGAGGCGGCGGCGGCGGCGGCGGCGGAGGGGGGCGGGCUGGUGCCGCGGGAGCUGCGGGCGCGGCUGCAGGACGCGGGCGACUACCGGGCGCGGGUGGGCGCCAUGGCGCAGCUGAAGCGGGCGCUGGCCGAGGGCGGGCCGGGCCUGGCGCUGCCGGCGGGGCUGCUGGGGCUGCUGGCGGGGCUGCUGGGCGACCCCAACUUCAAGGUGGCGCUGGGCGCGCUGGAGGCGCUGGGGCUGCUGGCCGCCCGCCUGGGCCCCGCCGCCGCCGCCGCGCCCGCCCGCCUGGACGCGCUGGUGGCGGCGGCGGCGGGGCUGCUGGGCGACCCCAAGCCGGCCGUGCGCGGCGAGCUGCAGCGGCUCUUCCUGGGCCUGAUGCGCGCCGCCGGCCCCGGGCCCGUGCUGGCCCGCCUGCUGCGCCCCGAGCGCCUGGGCCACCGCCGCGCCCGCGCCCGCGAGCUGGUGCUGGGCCUCUGCGCCGCCGCCCUGCUGGCCUUCCCGCCCGCCCGCCUCGACCUGCCCGCCCUGGCCGCCGCCCUGGCGCCCGCCCUGGCCGACCCCAAGCGCCGCGUCCGCCACGCCGCCCUCGAGGCCUGCGCCGCCCUGGCCGCCGCCCUCGGGCCCGCCCGCCGCCCGCUCCUGCUGCGCGCCGUCGACGCCGUGGAGCUGCGGCCCGGCGGGCGGGGCGCCCUGGCCGCGCUGCAGGCCCGCCUGGCCCGCAAGGCCCUGCCGCGCCUGGCCCCGGACGGGCGCCUCGAGUACGCGCUGCCCCUGCCCGGCCCGGGCCCCGGCGCCGACACCGACUGGCUGCUGGGCCCGCCCCGCACCCAGAGCGCCCACGCCGGGCCCGGCCCCGAGCCGCCCCCGGCGCCCCCACGCAGGGUGCUCAGCGCCGGCAAAGGCAAGCUGCCCUGGGAGAGCCCGGCCCCGGCCGAGCCGCAGCCCUUGUCAUCAAACGAUUUCUUUCAUUCUUCAAAACUGAGGCCUUCUCAGGAUGCGAUGGCCUCUCACCAGCCUCCUUUGUCAGGAAAACACGGGAUGCUGAGUUCGCUCGGGAAGAGCGGCAGUGUGGAUUCGGACUUAGAGUUCCUUGGACUGAAUAACCACCGACAUGAUACAGACUCCGUUUUUGCCAGCCUCUGUUUCACCAGCAAGCCUCAGCGGACCUUUUGCACCCCCCCUGAGCAUGCUCCGUCUCUCCUGAGCUCACACACCAGCCAAGGGUCUUUUAUCCUUCCAGCCUAUCCCUUCUCGUCGCCCAGGCACAGUCCGAAGCAUGCUUCCCCUCCUGCAGAUCCACUGAAGAAAUCACCAGGUCAUGGUGUUAACUUCUCGAAUUCCUGGCCCCUUAAGAGCUUUGAAGGGCUUCCGAAACCUACUCUCCAGAAGAAGUUCUCCAGCCCAAUGGCCGGAGGUGAUGCAGAGGCAAAGGCUCAGGGCGCUCCUCCCAUUCAGCUGAAACCUGCCUUUGUGAGAUCUCCAGCUUCACGAAGAGGCUUGAGUGGAACCAAGCCAGUGCCUCCAAUCCCUCGGGGUGGGAACCCCGAGAAAGCAGAAUUCAGCAGCGCGAGUCCUAAGAAUGGGAACCCAGAAGACGUCUGGCUGAACGAAUGCGAAAGGAGACUGGCUAUUGACCUUUCGGAUUUGAACAUCAGUGAAAAAGACCUAGAUGAGGAAGAGAUGCAGAGUUCUCUUCGGUCUCUACGUAAUAGUGCUGCUAAGAAGAGGGCAAAGCUAAGCGGCAGCACUUCUGAUCUAGGGAGUCCGGACUCCCUGCUGAAGCUGGACCUGACUUCCGAGUCUCCGUCUUGCUUGUCUUCUCCAAGCACCAGUUCCUAUAGCGAAAGUGGGGUCUAUAGCCAGGAGUCGGUGACCUCUCCACUUUCUGCAGAGCCUCAGGGAACGAGAACCACGUCAGACAUUUUCCCUCUUGGAGGCAAUUCCCGGCCCGCAAAGAUCUCACCAGUGUGGAGUCGAGGUCCUGCCCUAGAGCAGAGUCCCGGCACAGGGACAGCGUUUCAUGACAAGGCGGCUUCCAGCGUGAGCAUUAGUGGCCGGCGUCUGAGCUACAACAGUGGAUCGGGAGAUUAUGAAGAGGACAGGCCGAAGGUUGUGAUGCCUGUCACCUUGAAAGGGCAGAGCAAAGAGUACCAAAGGCACAGUAAAUCCACAAAAGGAUUUGCAGGGCCUUCGUCGAGUCUGCAGCCACUGAAUAGUCUAGACUUCAUCUCACUGAGUGCCUUGUCGGAUGACUCCGUAGUCAUUGUUGGAAGAGGAGUGUUUGGAAGCCCACCUUCAGCUCCGCUCACCUGUGGCCCAUCGCUGCUAUUCCCCGUGGAGAAUGGAGAUGCGCCUUCCCUCAAACCGAGGGUGGAGCCUCUUGCUGGGAUUUAUGGGAGAGCUGUCCAGCAGCAGAGCCCUGCGCCCGGCCUGGAGGUGGACAGUGACAAAGAUGUGAAAAUGGCCCUAUCCAAAUCCGCCCGGGAAAAAAUGAGACAGAAGAAGAAAGAAGAAAAAGAGCAUCGGGAAGUCGGACAUCUUGACAGAAAGGAGCUGAGCCUUGGGGAACUCUUUAAGGAAAAUGAUUCUGAAAAGAUGGUGCCAGAAACUAGGAAUGCACCUCUCAGCCCUCUGUUGAAGAGAACCUCAAGCAUAAAAAGAACACCGCCUCCAGGCCUCGGAGAACCAGGUCCACAGAUGCAGUUCAGAGAUCAGACACUGUUGAUAACGCACAGCACAGAGAUCAUGGGACCCUCGGAACUGAGGCCCUCCCCCAAGCCAGAAACCGCUCUUUCAGAAGCGUUACAGUAUCUCGCCGAUGAAGAUUGGGAGAAGAAAAUUGGAGGCCUUAACUCUAUCCGGUGCCUUUCUGCCCAUCACCCUGAUGUGUUGACUGCAAAACUGCACGAGACCAGCUUGGCUGUUGUUCAGGAGGUGAAGAAUCUGCGCUCUGUCGUUUCCCGAGCGGCCGUUGUUUGCUUGGGGGAUUUGUUCAACUACCUGAAAAAGAACAUGGAUCAAGAGCUCGAUGCGACAGUCAGAGUCCUUUUGCACAAGGCAGGAGAGUCGAACACUUUCAUCAGGGAAGACGUGGACAAAGCGUUGAAGGCGAUGGUGAACAAUGUCACUCCUGCACGCGCGCUUGCUUCGCUAGUCAGUGGAGGCCAAAGCCACUUGAACACAGCAGUGAGAAGAUGCACAGCCCAACAUCUUUCGGAUGUCGUGGAGCACAUGGGACCAGGGCGCAUCUUGUCUGGGAUUAAGGACGUUACAGACAAGAUUUUGUCUGUUGUGGCCAGAUUUGUUCAGGAUGGCUCACAGGAAACAAGGUACUACGGCCGGAAGAUGCUCUUCACCUUGAUGACACAUGCCGACUUUGAGAGAAUGCUUGAAAAGUAUGUCCAGCCAAAGGACUUGCCUUAUGUUAAGGAGACAGUCAGCAGUCUGCGGAAGAAGGGACUGGGAGAGAUGCCCAUCGUCGCGCCCUCUGCCAAAGGAAGGCGUUCACACAACAGCACCACGGACAGUUCCAGAUCCUCCUCUACGUCACGUGACCCACUCACGGCUGGCGACAGAGAGGUGAGAGAAGCAUGUGAGAUAACCCGGAAAUUGGGUCCUCGUAACACCUCAGAAAGUGCCGAAUACGUGAAGGUCAUAACAACUUUACUGAAUGCCAAGGACUUCCGGGAGCGGAUCAGUGGAAUUAGACAAUUGUUAGCAGACACAGAAAGCAACCAAGACCUUGUGGUUGCGAACAUUGUGAAGAUCUUUGACGCUUUCAAGUCCCGCUUGCACGACUCCAACAGCAAAGUCAAUCAGGUGGCCCUGGAGGCCAUGCAGCGGCUGAUCCCCCUGCUGAAGGAGAAGCUCUCCCCGGUCAUCAACAUGCUCAUCCCUGCCUUGGUGGACAACAACCUGAACUCCAAGAAUCCGGGCAUCUACGCUGCCGCCACCAGUGUCAUCCAGGCUCUUUGCCAGCAUUUAGACAGUUAUCUGCUCCUCCAGCCUUUCUGCACGAAGGCCCAGUUCCUGAAUGGAAAAGCCAAACAGGACAUCACUGAAAAACUAGCCGAGCUCGUUGUCGAGUUGUAUCCCCGGAAGCCUCAUGCCGUGGAGCAGAAAGUCCUGGUGGUUUUGUGGCACCUGUUGGGUAACAUGACAAACAGCGGCUCCUUGCCUGGAGCUGGUGGAAAUAUCCGGACAGCCACUGCUAAGUUGUCAAAAGCGCUUUUUGCACAAAUGGGUCCGAAUCUGCUGGUCCACGCGGCAUCCCAGCCCCCUCACAUCAAACGAACUUUGGAGGAGUUCCUUGACUGACCUACCUGAAGCCGCCUCGGCAGGUGUCUGUCCAGUGACUGCGUUCGUCACAGGUUGCCAGGCUGGGCUCGCGUGGGUUGAGCCACGUGGAGUGGAAGGGUCUCAGCGGCAUCUGUGCCUGUGCAGAAGCGGGCUCAGAGGGGCUGUUCUGAACGACCGACUGAGCAGGACUUGACUCCUCCAGUCAAAGUCCUGCACCUCAACCAAAAUCAGUAUGGCGCUUGCAAGUUCUUCUCUUCCCUGGUGCUGUUCCAACGUCUUGCCCAGUUGGGAGCGGAUGUCUUUUGAGGCAACGCCAGUCCCUGCUCGUUUGCACUCUUCUUUGGACUUUGUGGCAUGGGCCCUGCACAUACUAACGGAGAUGAAAUAAUAAUAAAAUAGUCGUUUUAAUUAUGAAAUCAUGUUAUGGCACGUUCUCUCAUGUAGCCUUACGUGGAAACAAAAAUCCUUGAGAGACGUGUGACAAACAGGGUUCUGUGUGACGUUUGUGAACAAAGGCGUCUUUUUUCAAUCGGUCCCUCUCACGACCGGGCAGUCUCGGCUUCGUUGCUUCUGCUGUUGAUGAAUCGCAUCCGCUUGACAUUCGGGCAUCGUUAUCUGCACACACUUGUAAAACCUUUAACAGGUUAUAAUGAAGCAUGUUGACCAAAAUUUAUAGGAAAAGAAUAAUUUUUACAGAGUUUGACUGACACAUGUCUUAAAAGGUACGUCACAUGUUGAAUGUCGCUUCCAUACUUUAGUGUGAAAAACAAGACUGAAUUUUCUCUGUCCAAAAUUUAUAAAAGGUGUUAACUUUCCCACCCUGCUGUGCAAUCCUCAGCGAUAUAGUGCCAGUUCUCCUCCUCCUCAAGUACUGUAUUCAUUUGAAACACAGAAUGUUCUAAAAAUAAAUGGAUUUAUUUCUGUAUA